This is a messenger RNA of Colletotrichum orchidophilum, 1122 nucleotides long. Its product is annotated as repetitive proline-rich cell wall protein. The record is from RefSeq and is a predicted model, not a curated record. The coding region runs from base 1 to 1122 and encodes 373 amino acids. The transcript has 4 exons. NCBI's taxonomy places the organism in Eukaryota, Fungi, Ascomycota, Sordariomycetes, Glomerellales, Glomerellaceae.
AUGUCUCGUCUUCCGAUUUCGAGUCAGGUUGCGCCCUUGGCUGCCGUGUCACCAUUCGGCCGAGACUACGUCUUUCAUCUAUACACACCACAUGACCCGUCCUACACCAGCGUCCUUGCCUAUCCCAUCGAGCUCUCUUUCAGCCAUAACUUAAGCUCCAGGUUCUUCCCACCUGCUGUUCUGCACCUCCAAAAUCGCCUUUCCUCGUGUAUCACAGACUUGGCGUCCUCGUCCUCGAACCAGGCCGUGGCCGGUCUGCUGUCCACAUGGCCAGAGACUACUGCAAGCCGCAGUGGAGAUCGUCAAUUUCCGUUGGUCAACAAGCAAAGAUGUCAUCUCAUCCUCCGCGGUCUGUCUCCAUCCGCAGCCAUGAAGUUCACCUCUUCUCUAUUGGCCCUGGCCGUCGCUGCCCUCGCAACCGAGGAUCACGACUGGGGCAAGGACAAGACCAAGACCAUCGUCACAGAAAUAUUGACCACGUACACGGCCGUGUGCCCUAUUACGAUCACCAAGCCCGGCGAACACACCACCCAGUACAAGACCCUCACCACCACCUCAACCGUCGUGGAGAAACACCCCACGACCAUUUACGAGACCCUCCCUGGAGCCACCAAAGUUGUGACGGAAAUCGACACAGACUACACCACCUACACCACCUACUGCCCGAUUACGGAGACGGUCGUCGGAGAAGGAACGACGAGGACCAUUUUGUACACUACACUCAGCACCGUCAUUGAGAAGAAGCCGACCAAGGUCAUCGAGACCAUUCCAGGCCCGACAGCGGUAGUGACAGCUACCGACGUCCAGCUCACAACCCUCACCGAGGUGAUUGUCGAGACCAAGACGGCGCACGUCGAGGUCACCCAGGCCGUGACCACCGGCAGCGAGAGCGCCGUGACGCAGAAGUCGUGGGUCUACGUCACCGUCUCGGGAACCGCGUACGCCACGCAGACCCGGCCCGCCAGCACCUUGGUCGUCCCCACCACGAGCGCCGUGACCCUUCCUCCGGCUACGGUCUCAAGCCAAGUGCCGGUGGUGGUGCCGACCGCAGCCGCCGACGCCCGCAGAGCGCCCAGGGCCGCCUUGCUGGCCUGUCUCUUUGGCGCUGUGGCGCUCCUCUAG